Messenger RNA from Ostertagia ostertagi, 1590 nucleotides. NCBI's taxonomy places the organism in Eukaryota, Metazoa, Nematoda, Chromadorea, Rhabditida, Trichostrongylidae. The record is from the annotation of a GenBank genome assembly.
AUGGACGAGGAAUACGAGAGCGUUUCGUUGGUCAAGCCGGAGAUUUUUGUCUACAGGAUUCCUCCUCUCGGAACAAAUCGAGGACACAAAGCAGCAGACUGGAAACUGGAUGCACCUGAUUGGACGGGGCGCAUGAAACUGGUUGCAAUUGGCAAACGACUAGAACUCCGACUGGAGGACAAAUCAACAGGUGCCCUCUACGCAAAGUGCCCAAUUGAUGCCUUUCCGGGCGUGUGUAUUGAGCCGGUCACUGAUUCAUCAAGAUACUUUGUAAUUCUGCUAAAGAAUGACGCGGGUCAGACCGCAUUUGAUCACUUCAAAUACAUUGAAAAGUCCGCUGAGCUCGAGCAACAAAUAAAUGUUCCGCAGCCCAGUCUCGAUUUAGCGUUCAAGGAAGGCCAGACUAUUUCCAUAAAACUUAAGAAGGGUCCUGAUGGUCAACCGUUGCCCGCUCGAUCACGUCCACAGCCUGCUCCAGUUGGUGGCAGUGUGCCCUUGCUCCCUCCACCUCCAGGAGGUUCCGCUCCUUCUGGUCAACCGAAUCCGGCCGCUGUGCGGCGUCUUCAGCGUGAUUACGAAAAGCUUAGGCGUGAGCCCAUUGAUGGGAUAGAAGCCGUUCCUGAUGAUGCCAAUAUUUUGGUCUGGCACUAUGUGAUCAAAGGAUCACCAGACACUCCAUAUGAAGGCGGCUACUAUUACGGGAAAAUAUUGUUUCAGCCGGAUUUUCCAUGGAAGCCUCCUGCAAUAUGUAUGCUCACUCCCAAUGGAAGAGCUUCACGGUCAGGCUGUACAGUCAUGUUAACAAGUCGAUUAAGGUUCCAAACAAAUAUGAGGCUGUGUUUGUCGAUUUCUGACUAUCACCCCGAAUCAUGGAAUCCAGGCUGGACUGUGUCAUCCAUUCUAGUUGGACUACAUAGCUUUAUGAAUGAAGAGUCUCAUGCAGCUGGAGUUAUCAACGAACCUUUUUCGAAAAGAAGGAAAUAUGCAGCGGAAAGCAUGGCUUGGAAUCUUGCGUAUCCGGGAUUCAAAACACUGUUCCCGUCCAUAGUGGCUGAGAGAGAUAACGUCACCACGAAGAAUUCAUCAGCGUCAUCAUCUCGCAGCAAUUCUAGCACGAAUCAAUCUAGUGGCGCAACCAACAGUCUCAACAGCAAAUGGGAUAAAGCGCCAAACACUCAUGCACAGACGGGAGGUGUCUACCACGGUAAAUUGGUCUUCCCCAGCGACUUCCCCUUCAAACCGCCGUCGAUUUACAUGAUUACGCCGAGCGGUCGUUUUCAAGUGAACACUCGACUGUGCUUAUCUAUUUCUGAUUUUCACCCGGAUACAUGGAAUCCGGCAUGGACGGUGUCAACGAUUAUUACUGGUCUUUUAUCCUUCAUGAACGACACGGCACCCACAUUAGCUAAUACUGCAGAAGAAGCCACGUUGAGGGAGGAAGAGGAACGGUUGAGAAGUGCCGCCGAGCCGUCGUCGGGCCUUUCGUCGCUUGUGUCGAAUCUAAUUGUGAUUGCAGGCGUCGUGGUGCUUGCGUUUGCAGUUAGAUAUAUGAUCCAUGCUGCACAAGAGCAAGAUUCACAUUACAAGUAG